Messenger RNA from Esox lucius (northern pike), 3200 nucleotides. Its product is annotated as Fc receptor-like protein 5. Lineage: Eukaryota; Metazoa; Chordata; Actinopteri; Esociformes; Esocidae. The record is from RefSeq and is a predicted model, not a curated record. Bases 40 to 2262 code for a protein of 740 amino acids. The transcript has 17 exons. Gene Ontology annotation, biological process: cell surface receptor signaling pathway. Gene Ontology annotation, molecular function: transmembrane signaling receptor activity.
CAACUGUAGAGGCAAAAAGUUACUCAUCAGCAAGUCAGAAUGGUACAUGCCUGGUUUUGUUUGCUACUCUUUCAGAUGUCCCUCAUCUACAGUCAUCACCCUGAAGAUGAUGUUAAACCCAAGCCUGUCCUGAGUGUCUCUACUCAGUGGUUGAAUCCUGGACACUCAGUGACUCUGAGAUGUCGGUUUAACAAGACAUCCAUCCACUGGAGGUUCUUCUGGUACAGGAAUGUUUCUUCAAAUCAGUCCUACACUUUUAAGCCCCUAUCUGAUGGUGGGACUACUGAAGAAUAUUACACUCUGAGUCCUGCUGGUCGUAUUCACACAGGAAGAUAUGUGUGUGGAGCUAAAGAACAUAACAUAUUGGUCUCAGAAUACAGUGAACCUCAGUUUCUCUGGUCAGGAGACCUGCAGUCUACUGUCUCUCUGACAGUAAAUCCUAACAGAACUCAGCAUUUUACAUCUGGGACAUCUGUCUCACUAAGCUGUGAGGAGAAAGUAAACUCUACUGGAUGGAGACUGAUGAGAUACACAGAAAAAGGAAUGGAGGAUUUGGUUGAGUCAAGAUGGGUAACUAAAUCAGGAUCCACACAGACUCAGGACAGUGGAGUGUACUGGUGUGAGUCUGGGUCAGGAGAGAACAGUAAUGCUAUCAACAUCACAGUGACUGAUGGCGAUGUGAUCCUGGAGAGUCCUGUCCAUCCAGUGACUGAAGGAGACACAGUGACUCUAGUCUGUAAACACAGAACAACCAAAUCAAAAAUGAUUAAAGCUGAUUUCUACAAAGAUGGAGUACUGAUCAGGAAUGAGACCACAGGAGAGAUGACCAUCUCUGCAGUAUCAAAGUCAAAUGAAGGAUUUUAUAAAUGUAAAUCUAAUGAAGGAAAAUCACCAGGAAGCUGGGUGACAUUAAUAGAACCCAAGCCUGUCCUGAGUGUCUCUCCUCAGUGGUUGAACCCUGGAGACUCAGUGACUCUGAGAUGUCAAGUUAAAGAGACGUCUACAGACUGGAAUUUCUUCUGGUACAGGAUUGUUCCUUCAGAUCGGUCCUACACUUUUAAGCCCCUAUCUGAUGAUGGGACUACUGAAGAAUAUUACACUCUGAGUCCUGCUGGUCGUAUUCACACAGGAGAAUAUGUGUGUAGAGCUGGGAGAGGAAACUCCAACUACACAGAUUACAGUGAACCUCAGUUUCUCUGGUCAGGAGACCUGCAGCCUGCAGUUUCUCUUACAGUGGCUCCUAAAUUAACUCAACAUUUUACAAAGACACCAGUUUUACUAACAUGUGAAGACAAAGGCAACCCUACUGGUUGGAGAGUUAAGAGAUACACACAGAAAGGAGUGGAGGAUUUGGAUGAGUCAAAAUGGGUAACAAAAGCAGGGUCAACAUGGACCAUCAAAAACACACUGGCUCAGGACAGUGGAGUGUACUGGUGUGAGUCUGGAUCAGGAGAGAACAGUAAUGCUGUCAACAUCACAGUUACUGGUGGUGAUGUGAUCCUGGAGAGUCCUGUCCAUCCAGUGACUGAAGGAGACACAGUGACUCUAGUCUGUAAACACAGAACAACCAAAUCAAAAAUGAUAAAAGCUGAUUUCUACAAAGAUGGAGUACUGAUCAGGAAUGAGACCACAGGAGAGAUGACCAUCUCUGUAGUAUCAAAGUCAGAUGAAGGCUUUUAUAAAUGUACAUCUAAUAAGGGAGAAUCACCUGGAAGCUGGGUGACAGUUACGGAUAGAUCCUCUAUAUUAGUCCUAGUAGGAGUCGUUGGGGGUCUGGUUGUUGCUGGUUUUCUCCUGGGUGUUCUGCUGGUUCUUGUGUGUCAAUUUAAAAACAGCAAAGGUUCCUGUUGUAAUAGAACAUCCUUAUCUCCCCAGACCCAGAUCACCAACCAGGAUCACCAGCAGGAUCUACUGCAGCAUGGUGGCGCGAACAUCUAUGAAACAAUCUAUCCCUCAGACAACACAAACGUUGUGGCUGGUUCUUCUUCUGCUUCUGGGACAGGUGAUGUGACUUAUGUCCAGAUUCAACUCAACCAGCUGAAAAAUAACAAAAAAGGAAAUACAAUCUACUCAGAGGUGAAAACAGGGAAAGCUACAGAAUCUAGACUUGUUGAAGAAAACUAUGCGCAAAUUGACCUCAACAGAAAGGCCAUAGCCAAUAAGAAAAGAGGAUCAACACCCCGACCAGAGACAGAACCAAUCUAUUCUGAAGUAAUGCCAGGCACAGCUCCCAGUACUGUCAGACCAAAUCACAUCUAUUGAAAUGGUUUUGAGUUCAACAACCAAGACCCUUCAAGACCAGUUCCAAUGUGAUUACAUCAAUGACCAGACCAAAUCAUCCUGGUGAUCAUUAAAGCACCUUCCAAAAACGAUCUACCUUAUCUAGAGUUUUGGUGUUUCCAUUGAUUCCCAGCAGAAAACAGCCCUGCAUUGAUUCUAAAUCUAAGUGGGUUUAGUCCCUUGAUGAGAUACCAGACACUGCUGGAAGUGGUGUUGGAGGGCCAGUAGGAGGCACUGUUCCCUCUGUUCUAAAGAUCAAAUCCCAAUGGUCCAGAGCAGUUAAGGGACCAUUGAUCUGCAUAAGGUGCCGUAUUUCAUGUAGGACAUUAAAUGGGUGUCUUGACUCUCUGUGCUCAUUAAAGACCCCAUGACAGUAGCAGUGUUGAACUCUGUGUCUUGGUCCUCAUACCAACAUGGCUGCCUAAUCAUCAUGUUCUACUUUUAGUGGCUUGAAUGCUUAAACUUCCCCUUAGUGAGUUCAGUGUUUUAAAAUUGAGGAACUGAUAAGUUGUUUUAACUGAUUGUGUUUUACAUGAUGGCAUGAUUUUAAUAUAGGUUAAAUGUAUAUUGUGUUUUUGUUUACAUUGUCUGCAAUUUUUAGACUAAAGGUUGAUUAUAUUUGGUUAGCAGAUGUACAAUACGAACUUGUAGAGUUAAAAUCUAUGGUUUGUAUUGAAUCUUUGUAAAACUGCACUGUUCACUAUUUGUUAGUUUAUUGUAAAUUUAACUGAAGUUCUGUUUAGUGUAAACAUUUUGACAUUUUGACAUUGUAUUAUAAUUAAUUAUAAUUAAUGCUAAUGAAACAGUCCUUUACUAAGUAUAUCUACUGUAGGUAUAGAAAGUCAUAAUCUCCUUGUGCAUGUUGUGUUGCCUUAAAGACUGAAGUAAAACAUAAUAAAAUCAGACUAUUUCCUGCUGUA